This is a messenger RNA of Salvelinus namaycush (lake trout), 2918 nucleotides long. Its product is annotated as neurabin-2-like. The record is from RefSeq and is a predicted model, not a curated record. Gene Ontology annotation, molecular function: actin filament binding. NCBI's taxonomy places the organism in Eukaryota, Metazoa, Chordata, Actinopteri, Salmoniformes, Salmonidae. The transcript has 11 exons. Gene Ontology annotation, biological process: actin filament organization; calcium-mediated signaling; neuron projection development. Gene Ontology annotation, cellular component: dendrite; postsynaptic density; cytoplasm. The coding region runs from base 212 to 2749 and encodes 845 amino acids.
AGAGAGAAAGAGAGAGAGAGAACGAGCAAAGGCAUCAGUUCGCUACGCUCGCAAGGGAAUCAGAACCGAAAACAGAACGUGGACACAAUGGAUUCUAUAAUAGACGGAUUGUAACUUGAACCAACCUCUGUGAAACACUGUGAGCAAGGGGGAGGAAGACAGAGGAGCUAUGCUGUCACUUCCAAGUCUCAGUGGCUCAGUUUGAUUAACCAUGAUGAAGACUGAACCCCCAUCGGCGGGCAGUGCCAGCUCCACCCUCCGGAGCCCGUCCCCCCACAGGAACGCCUAUGAGGCGGGCAUCCAGGCUCUGAAGCAGGCCCACGACGCCCUGAAUAAUGCCGCCAAUGGGGACGAUGCUGCCAAGGACGGCAAGCCGCCACGGCCUACCGGCAGGGGCCGCCGCCAGUACGGCUCCAAUGUCCAUCGCAUCAAGAACAUGUUCAUGCAGAUGCAGUCGCCUGGCGACGAGGAUGACCCGUCCAAGGCCAAUGACCAGGCGGUGCGGCUGUCCCUGCCCAGGGCCAGCAGCCUCAAUGAGGACGUGAACCACAGCGCCCUGCUCAAGCUGGGCGCCACUGUCUCCGAGCGCGUCAACCGCUUCGACCCCAAGGGCGGCGAAGUCGGCGGGUCCCGAGGGGCCUCAGCGGGGUACUCCAAGCUGCAGGAGACGAGGAAGAUCUUCGAGCAACGCCAGCUGCAGGAGAAGCAGUCGGCCACCAACCGCAUCCUGCUCAAGAAGGAGCGUCCGGUUUCGUCCGCGGUCCAGGACAGCCGGCUGGACGUGGUAGUGCGCUUCAAUGGCAGCACUGAGUCUCUGGACUGCCUGGAUACGGUAGGGGGAGCCGGUGAGGCGGUGUCGCCCACCGUUAGCCAGCUAAGCGCCGUCUUCGAGAAGGGUGACCUGAGGAACAACCUGCACCGGCCCUCCUCCACGUCCCCGUUGCCCUCCCGAGGAGAAAGCCCCACUCCGGCGAAAACAGCGGAAUGCCUCAACUCCAAAAUCAUCGCCAGGAAGGUGCAAGUCUUGCCCCCAGGCAGUCAGGAGGAUGGGAGCAGCCAACCCUUGGACCAGGAGGGUUCCCCCAGAAGCCCCAGGAACAGAGCAGCUCCCCGAAACGACAAAGGCUCCUCAGGAAGUCCACAAACAGGGGACAGGACCUCUUCUGCUUCUACCGAAGCCAAGCCUGAGAGGGAGAGAGGGAAGGAAGCCAGGGGCUCAAGUACCGGAGGCGAGCCUGGCAGGGAACCAAUACCCAGGGACCAGGAGGACUCCUCCACACCCGAGGCAGGAAGCCGGCUGGUGCAGGCCGAGAUCCACGCCUCACUGGAAAAUGGAGAGGCCUCUGGGGGCCCCAGCGACAUGGCAGGGCGGCAGGUGAGAGAGAGGAGCCACAGGGAGGAGCCAGGGGAGGGGCCCCAAUGUGAGGGACAGGAAGAGGAUGGCCUGGAGGAGGAAUCUCGUAAGGAUGAUUACUCGGAGGGCGAUCUGGUGGACAUCAGCGCAUACAGCGGCAUCGGAGAGGACUCCGGCGGCAGCCAGCUGGAUGAGGAUGAGGAGGAGGAAGAUGAGCCCUACGAGCCAGAGUCGAGCUGCUCUGAGAUCCCGGGACUGCCUGCCGAGGAGGAAGCACCGCCGGAGAACAGGAAGAUCUGCUUUAGCACUGGACCAAUAAAGGUGUUCACCACGUACUCCAACGAGGACUACGACCGGCGUAAUGAUGACGUGGAUCCCAUGGCGGCGUCGGCUGAGUACGAGCUGGAGAAGAGGGUGGAGAGACUGGACCUCUUCCCUGUGGAAUUGGAGAAAGAUGGGGACGGUCUGGGGAUCAGCAUCAUCGGCAUGGGUGCCGGGGCGGACAUGGGUCUGGAGAAACUGGGCAUCUUCGUCAAGACGGUCACUGACGGAGGAGCUGCACACCGAGAUGAGAGGAUCCAGGUGAAUGACCUGAUCGUGGAGGUGGAUGGGACCAGUCUGGUGGGCGUGACCCAGGCCUUUGCUGCCUCCGUCCUCAGGAACACCACCGGCACUGUCAAGUUCAUGAUUGGCCGAGAGAAGCCCGGUGAGCAGAGCGAGGUGGCCCAGCUGAUCCAGCAGACCCUGGAGCAGGAGCGCUGGCAGAAAGAGAUGAUGGAGCAGCGUUACAGCCAGUACAUGGAGGAGGACGAGGAGACAGGUGAGUAUGCCACGGACGAGGAGGAGGAGAUGAGCCCCAUGUUCCCCAACGCCAUAGAGGUGUUUGACCUGGCGGAGAAUGAGGACAUGCUCUCCCCCAUGGAGAUGGACCCUGAGAAAAUGGCCCACAAGUUCAAAGAGCUACAGAUAAAGCAUGCUGUCACGCAGGCUGAGAUUCAACAGCUGAAGAGAAAGCUGGCGCAUUCAGAGCAGGACAAGCUGCGCUGGCGCAUGGAGCGUGCCCAGCUGGAACAGAGCGUUCGGGAGAACAAGGAGCGCAUGGAGAAGCUGGAGGGCUACUGGAUGGAGGCCCAGAGUCUGUGUCAGGCGGUGGACGAACACCUGAAGGAGACACAGGCCCAGUACCAGACCCUGGAGCGCAAGUACAGCAAGGCCAAGCGCCUCAUCAAGGAAUACCAGCAGAAGGAGAUUGAGUAUCUGAAGAAGGAGACGGCUCAGCGCAGAGCCCAAGAGGAGACAGAGGCCACUCAUAAGGAAGAGGCAGACAACCUCCAGGACAAGAUCACAGACCUGGAGACCAAGGUGGAUGCUCUGAAGACCUCGGAUCCCUCCUAAACCUCUGGCAGAGAGAGGGAAAGGAGGAGCAAUGCCUUCACACUUGGGCCAUCCUUUUUCCAAUCCACGUUGUCCCUGACGGAUUGUAAGAACGACAAAAGAAGAAGAAAAUAAUGGAGAAAGGAAGACUUCAGGGGCAGCGGUUUGAAGGGGGGUGGGGGGGUUCAAA